UAGACGUCCACAUACCCACGAUGCCACACCCACGACUGCGUGUUGCUGUCUGCGGAGGCGGCAUAGGCGGACUCGUCCUCGCCGUCGCCUUAUCGCAAGCCCAAGACAUCGACAUCGACGUGUAUGAAGCGGCGCGCGAGUUCGCAGAAGUCGGAGCCGGCGUAGGGGUGUGGCCGCGUCCGUGGAAGAUCCUGAAGGCCUUAGGCCUUGCGCAAGACCUGGCUCAAGUCACCUUCGUCCCGCCAGAAAACGAACUGGUGGUAGCAUUAGACUUUCGCAAGGGCGACGAGCCUCACGGAGGCACCACGUUCGGGCAGAUGCUUUCGCCUGGUGGUUUGAUCAGUUUUCAUCGACCUGACUUCCAACGUAUAGUCCUCCAACAUCUCGCGAGAUCCUGUCGUCCACACACAUCGAAACGCCUCGUCUCUUACACACAGCCAUCAUCUGCCUCGGAGCCGAUACAACUGUUCUUCCAGGACGGGACGACGGCCACCUGCGAUCUUCUGGUUGGAGCGGACGGGGUCAAGUCAAGGGUACGGGCGUGCAUGAUCAAGGAGGUUGCGGACGACCUUCGGGCCCGGGGAGAUUCGAUCACUGCCUCCAAGGUAAUGCAGAGUGCCGCGCCCGUGUGGAGCGGGAUGAUGUCCUACCGGACAACCGCGCCUUCUGAAGCGUUGCAGAAGCGAUACCCAAAUCACAGACUUUUGAAGGAGCCACAUGUCUUUUUUGGCAAAAACACCCAGAUGACCGCCUAUCCCAUCGCGCGGGGAACCCUCGUGAACGCCGCUGCCUUCACCGUACGGUGGGACCUCGAGAACACGUAUCUGGAUGCGCCGUGGGUCGUCGACGCACCCCGAAGCGAGUUUUCGCAGGAGUUCGCCGAUUGGGAGCCGGAAGUGCAGGCGCUUUUUGACUGCGUCAAGUCGACCAGCCGCUGGGCCGUACACACGGUCAUCCCCCUGCGUAGCUUCGUGCAUCGGCGGGUGAUCCUGAUUGGCGACGCGGCGAGCGCGAUGCUGCCCUUCCAAGGCUCAGGCGCUGGGCAGGCCAUCGAGGACGCGUACAUCCUGUCAGCCUUGCUUACUCACCCGUCAACGACCGUCCACUCCCUCGAGCGCGCCGCCAAGAUAUACGACGCCAUCCGCCGGCCCGCCGCACAGCGCGUCGCGGUGCUCUCGCGUGAGGCCGCCCUGUUGUACACGUUCAACUAUCCCGGCCUGACGCUCGACCGCGAUGGCUGCCGAGAGGAGCAGCUGCAGAAGAUCUACAAACGGAUAGUGAACAACUGGGCAUGGGCGUGGGAAACGACCGCGCAGCCUGAUCUAGAGAGGGCGAUCGCGAUGUUAGAAGGCCGCAUGCAGUAGACACGCGCACCGCCGCGAAGUUAGUGUUUGGUAUAAUGUCCGUCACGAUCUCGGCCACGAUCUCAGUCAUGUUCUCUUCGUGUAGUAGCUUUGCCCUUUUUCCCCGGCCCUUACUUAGGCUUGUAUACUUCAAUGGAUACCCCCGUCUUCCGCACGU
Phanerochaete carnosa HHB-10118-sp is the source of this 1521-nucleotide messenger RNA. RefSeq lists its product as uncharacterized. Gene Ontology annotation, molecular function: FAD binding. The coding region runs from base 21 to 1364 and encodes 447 amino acids. Gene Ontology annotation, biological process: secondary metabolite biosynthetic process. The transcript is spliced from 7 exons. The record is from RefSeq and is a predicted model, not a curated record. Lineage: Eukaryota; Fungi; Basidiomycota; Agaricomycetes; Polyporales; Phanerochaetaceae.